Messenger RNA from Trichoderma harzianum CBS 226.95, 1953 nucleotides. RefSeq lists its product as hypothetical. The record is from RefSeq and is a predicted model, not a curated record. The transcript has 2 exons. The coding region runs from base 1 to 1953 and encodes 650 amino acids. Lineage: Eukaryota; Fungi; Ascomycota; Sordariomycetes; Hypocreales; Hypocreaceae.
AUGCCCCUGCCAGCGCUGCUCUCUUCCAGCGAUAGAUCGUCUUCCUUCGGCUCGUCCUCCAGUAAGGCGCGCUCUGUCCCGGCCGUCGACGGCGACAUCCCACCUGAGUACAUCCACGACGAGGCCCAGCUGCCAUGCAUCCCGCCCGAACGACCGGACCUGCGCGAGCUCAACUGCGGCCUCGAGGCCCUGGCGGCUGUGUUCCCUGAUAUCCAGAUCGAGGUCUUUCGGGAGCUGCUAGGCAACUUUGACGGCGAAUCCAGGCUCGCCCUGGUAGCCGAUGCUCUGCUGAAGAACCGGGCAGUAUGGGUCAAGGGCAGGUGGAAAGAGGAAGCAGAUGUUGAUGGCCCCGGCAAUCGGCUGGUGCCGAGAGCAGAAAUAUUCCGAAGCAACGAGUACAAGAAGGCGGUCCAAGCGCUUGCGUGGCAGGAGUUUAAAGGCCUGUCCAAGUCGACCAUCAAUGCGGUCCUUGCUGAGUCCAACUACUCCUACCUAGACGCUCGAAGGACCCUUGUGACGCUGUCAUCUAAAUCAUGGCGCUUCACCAUCUCGUCUAUCUUCAUGAGACGGAAGCCUGUGGCGACGGGCGAGGCAGACAACCAUCCUCUUGUCCGCUGGCGCACGACUGGCCAUGGCUCUAGUAUACCUACGGUACGGUCUACGGGCAAUGCCGAGCUUGAUCGAGAGCUAUACGAUGCGCUCAUCCGCCCACUGAAAGAAAAGGAUAGAGAAGAGCGGGAGAUUAAAGACCGCGCGGCCGCUGUGCUGCUAAACAACGAGGAAGCCGAAGAGGCGGGCGCCAUUCACGAGUGCACGUGCUGCUUCACCACGGGCCCCUUUGAAGAGUUUACGCACUGCAACAAGGACGCACACAUGAUUUGCUUCCGCUGCGUCCAGCACUCCAUCAAGGAGGCCGUCUUUGGGCAGGGCUGGCUGAGCAGCAUCAUCCCCGAGACGGGAACACUGAGGUGCAUGGCCGUCGACCGCGAUCAAUGCCCUGGCUAUGUCUCAUAUGAACAUAUGCGUAGGGCCAUGCUGGAAGAGAAGAAGGGUGCCGAGAUUCUACAUCAACUAGACCAACGGCUUGCAGAGCACGCUUUGCUUGCCGCAAAACUACCACUGGUGCACUGUCCGUUUUGCAACUAUGCAGAGAUUGACGAUAUAUACUUGCCGCAUCAAAGGUCAAAGAUGCGGAUUCGGGUUGCCGGCGUUCUUCAUUUGAUGUUUCUCUUCUUUUGCUUCGUCUGCGUCGUCCUCAUCCUUCCCCUGGCUGCGAUAUCUCUUCUUACUGCUUUGGCGUUCACCUCUUGGACGACUUUUUGGAAGCAAAUAUCGUCGGAAUGGAAGCUCGCCGUCGCCAGACAUUCUCGCCGCCGACGUGGUCUCCAGUUUUCUUGCCAGAAUCCAGAGUGUGGCCGAGUAUCCUGCCUCUCAUGCAGCAAGGUCUGGACAGAUAUACAUGUCUGCAACGAGUCAUCGCUAGUUGCGCUGCGAACCCAGGUCGAGCAGGCCAUGAGCAUGGCAAUCAAACGAGUCUGUCCUCGGUGCAACACGUCGUUUGUCAAGAAUGCGGGCUGCAACAAACUCACCUGUCCCUGCGGAUACAAGAUGUGUUAUGUUUGCCGUGCCGACCUCACUGAAGAAGGAUACCGGCACUUUUGCGACCACUUCCGGCCCGACGGCGAUCCAAGACCAUGCCUCGAGUGUGAGAGGUGCAACUUGUGGGAGUCGGAGAAUGUCGACCAAGUACUGCAGGAAGCCCGUGAAGAAGCAGAGAGAAAGUGGAAAGACACGGAGAAGAGGGACCUGUCCGGGCCGGAGAAGGCGUUUCUGGAGACGGGCAUCGCGGCACGUGCUACGGGCAUGGGCAGCGUGGAGCAGAUCCUGGUGGCGGGACGGUUGCCUUCCCUGGGGGAGGUUUUGGACAUUGUGGUUGAGACGAUCCUCGUGUGA